UAUUUCAUGGGAUGUUUAUCUUUUGUUCCGUCGGCUUGUCGUGUCUUUGACUGUUUGAAACAUUAAUCUAGAAAAUUUGACUCUUUAAAUUAGCUUCGAUUUGUUGAGUACGGAAAUUUUCAAAUCUUCUACGAUGGCUACAGACAGCAUUGAUAAAAUCUACAAGAUCUACGACGUACUUUCAGCAGCAGGCGACAAAAUUUCAGAGCAUGAGGCCGAAUAUCUAACGUUGCUGGAGGCAGUGAAGGGUUCCGACAAAGAGAAGCGCCUCGCAGCCCAGUUCAUCAGCAAGUUUUUUAAAAGCUUCCCCAACCUGAUUGAAAAGUCGAUUGAAAGUCAGUUUGAUUUGUGCGAAGAUGAAGACGCCAUGAUCAGGAAGCAUGCAGUCAGAGACCUGCCAAACUUCUGCAAAGACCACAAAGAAUUCACCAGAAAAAUUGCUGAUAUUCUUACUCAACUCCUUCAAAUUGAUGAUGCGGCUGAACUCUCUGUAGUCCACAGCUCUCUGAAUGCACUAUUCAAAAUAGAUGCUAAAGGCACUUUUGGAGGCGUUUUCAACCAAAUUUUGUCUGGCGAGGAAAUCGUCAGGGAAAGAAGCAUCAGAUUUCUUUCUGCGAGAUACAAAACUUUAGGGCCACACAUAGUAACAAAAGAUGUUGAGGAUUACGUCAUUGCUGAGGUCAAGAAAGUCCUGCAGGAUGUGACUGCUGACGAAUUCAAACUCAUGAUGGACAUUCUGAGUGAGACUCGACUUGGAAAAACUGUGACGGGCCAUCAAGAGCUGGUGGACCUUGUUGUGGAGCAGGCUGAACUUGAUCAACCUUUCGGAGGAACAGAGCCAGAAAAUGUGUACAGACUGAUUGCCUGCACAAGGCAUGCACUUCGUUACUUCUCAUCUCAAGUUGAUGCAAGCAAGUUCAUUACGUACAUGUGUGAGGAUGUGCUGCCUGUUUUAUCAGGUGUGCCCAAGACGCUUCCCGAAGCUGAAUCGGACUCUCACUUGGAGUUGCUCAAACUGACUGCAGAGCUUAGCAAACACUGCACAACUUUAGAAACGCCAGAGAAUAAACUGCAGCAUGUCUUCUCAGUUUUACUGGAAUACAUGCCCCUGCCAGCAGAAGGUGACGCAGAAAAGUUGGCCACGGAGGAUCCCAACUUGGAAUUUUCUUAUGUCGAGUGUCUUCUCUUCGUUCUGCACCGCCUGGGCAAACUGCAUCCAGAUUUCUUAGCGGCUAAUCCGGACAGGAUGAAAGAUUUCCGCAUAAGGCUCCAGUACUUUGCUCGUGCUACUCAAGGCUACAUGAAGAAGCUAAAAGAGAUGUUGAGCGGAAAGUCUCAAGCGCAACUGAAGUCCGAGGAAAAUGCAAUCAAAGCUGUGGCUUUGAAAACAACUACCAACAUUCUGGCUCUGAUCAAAGACCUAUUCCACACGCCUCCCAUCUACAAAAGCAAUAUCAUCCUUUCUUGGACGUCUGUUGCCCCAAAGAAAGAUGAGGGUGCCUUCAAAAGGCAUGCUCCGAUCACUUUUGACGGAAACGGUGCAAAAAUGCCCCGAAAGAGUGACGAACAAGCUCGUUACCAGCCACCUGGUGGAAAGUACAGCGAAAGGAUUACCUCCUAUUCUCCAAGAGGGGCAAGAGGUUUUCGAGGCGGAAGAAGAGGAGGCAAUUUCCGAGGAAGAAAUCGUACAUGGCGAAACACUUACUAAAGUUAAUUUUCCAAGGUACUCUACUGCCAUUCUCAAACUCCACGUUUUUAAACAAAAUUGUUCGAGUGGGUUUUGCUUAGUUUGACUUGCUAGAAAUAUACUUGCAAGUGCAGAGGAUAGAUGUAAUUAUGUGGAAUAUCACAUAGUAAAACUAUAAAUUUUUAUAUUACAAGGAAAUUUGUCAGCACCCACAGAAAUGUCUCUAAUCACUAAAAAUGCAACUAUUGUUUUUCAUAAAAUUAAAUAACUACAUAUGUUCACUUUGGCGUAGAUGCUACAUAAUCAUUUUGAAGGCAAAGGUUGCUGUGUGAAUGUGUCAUUUGCAUUAAUAAACGUAAUUAGAAAUCUAAUUUCCAGAAAAA
Neocloeon triangulifer is the source of this 2070-nucleotide messenger RNA. RefSeq names its product apoptosis inhibitor 5 (gene cass). Gene Ontology annotation, biological process: negative regulation of apoptotic process. Gene Ontology annotation, cellular component: nucleus. Gene Ontology annotation, molecular function: RNA binding. The coding region runs from base 134 to 1708 and encodes 524 amino acids. The transcript has 9 exons. NCBI's taxonomy places the organism in Eukaryota, Metazoa, Arthropoda, Insecta, Ephemeroptera, Baetidae. The record is from RefSeq and is a predicted model, not a curated record.